AUGUUGGUCUCCUUGACAGUCGGCAAGGUAGACGCGGGCGUCGCAGUCCUUUUAACUCAAGACAACCGCCUCAUCGAAUUUCCCUCCGUCCUUCUCCCUAACAACAUCGCUUCCGGCAGCAUCGUCGACAUCACCGUGUCGCGCAACCACGCCGCAGAAGCAGCAAGCGCAACAGCCUUCCAAUCCCUCCAGAAACGAAUCCUCAAUACCUACGGCGUGAAAGCUCCCUCACCCCCGAUCCUGCGUCUCCGAAAUGCCACGCAGACUUCCCUCGUCCUCGAAUGGGACCCUAUCGACUUGGCUACUGCAUCCCUAAAAUCCCUCUCCCUCUACCGCAAUGGCUCAAAGGCCGGUUCCAUACCACGUCCGUUGGAGACUCGCAGCACGAAAAUCUCCGGCCUGGCCAUUCACUCUGAAUACACUUUCCAUCUUGUCCUCCGGACCACUGCGGGUACUUACCAGUCCGAGAAGCUGACGUGUCGCACCCACAAGAUGACCGAUCUGUCUGGUAUCACUGUCACAACGGGAGUGCUGGACCCGGCGCAGAAGGAUGCAUUGGGCUCUGCGCUGGAUCGGAUUGGUGGUAAGUUGAUCGAUUCCGUGCGGAUUGAUACCACCCACUUUGUUUGCACUGAGGGCCGGGGCCCGCUUUGGGAGAAGGCUGUUGAGAUGAACAUUCCUGUUGUCACGCCUGAGUGGGUUGAUGCUUGCGAGUCUGAGGGUACGAUCGUUGGUGUGCGGAAUUACUAUCUCAAUGCUGAUCCCAAGGCUCGGCAAUUGGGUGUAAUUCAUGGCUCUUCGCAUCAGCGUACUACUUCUACUAUGUCCUCGGCUACCAUGCCAAAUCAGGGCAGACCCAGUACCCAGCCUGUCAGAAGUCCUGUUCAGGAAGAGGUACCUGAGGAACCUCCUUUGACUCCGUUCCCUGGUGGCGAUAUGAAUGGUCAGCCGCUGGCACAAACAGAGGAAGUUGGAUCCGCGGAUGAAGAUGACACCGCGCCUCCUCCUCCUCCUCCACCGCCAAAAGAUGAGGGAGAGGGCACAGAUGAGAUAUCUCAGAAUGGAGAUACAGUACCCAUGUCUGUGCCAGAGAUCCAUGAGCCUGAAGCCGACGUUGAGAGCAACGACGAUUCAGACAAGGGGACUACUCUUCCACAGAACAGACCCGAUGAUGAUUCCGAGGCUGCAAGCUCUGGCACGGCAAAAAGCAAAGGGAAGGAGGGUGAAGGUGACUUCAACGAAGUCCCUCUCUGA
This is a messenger RNA of Penicillium nucicola, 1254 nucleotides long. Its product is annotated as putative chitin biosynthesis protein (Chs5). The record is from RefSeq and is a predicted model, not a curated record. Bases 1 to 1254 code for a protein of 417 amino acids. Gene Ontology annotation, biological process: Golgi to plasma membrane transport; conjugation with cellular fusion. Gene Ontology annotation, molecular function: protein dimerization activity. The transcript has 2 exons. Gene Ontology annotation, cellular component: trans-Golgi network; exomer complex. Lineage: Eukaryota; Fungi; Ascomycota; Eurotiomycetes; Eurotiales; Aspergillaceae.